AUGGACUUCGAAAAUGUAUCGAAUGAGAACUGGUCUCAGACGUCUCUCCCAUCAUACAACUCAUCUGAAAGUCCAGCAGAAAAUGAUGUGCCCUACCACAGCGUCCUAAUGCCCAGCAUUUUCGGUGUCAUCUGCUUCUUUGGGAUUAUUGGCAACUGCAUUGUCAUCUACACCAUUGUGAAGAAGACCAAGUUCCGAGCCCAGCAGACAGUGCCGGACAUCUUCAUCUUCAGCUUGUCUUUAGUGGACCUCCUCUUCCUUCUGGGCAUGCCCUUCCUCAUCCACCAGCUCCUGGGCAACGGUUCCUGGUGCUUUGGUGACAUCAUGUGCACGGUCAUAACCGCCCUGGACUCCAACAGCCAGAUAGUGAGCACCUACAUCCUCACCGUCAUGACUCUGGACCGCUACCUGGCCACGGUCCAUCCCAUCCGCUUCAACCAUGUGCGCACACCCUGCGUGGCGGGGGCUGCGGUGGGUCUGGUGUGGGUGCUCUCCCUGGUCUCCAUCACUCCCGUGUGGAUGUAUGCUGGCCUUAUGCCCCGAGGGGACGGCUCAGUGGGCUGUGCCCUCCUGCUGCCCAAUCCAGCCACUGACACCUACUGGUUUACCCUCUACCAGUUUGUGCUGGCCUUCGCCCUGCCUCUGGUCAUCAUCUGCGUGGUGUUCUUCAAGAUCCUCCAGAACAUGUCUGCCACAGUGGCCCCCUUGCCCCAACGCAGCUUGAGAGUACGUACACGUAAUGUGACCCGUAUGGCUGUGGCUAUAUGCCUGGCCUUCUUCAUCUGCUGGGCUCCGUACUACAUCCUGCAGCUGGCCCACCUGGGGGUUCAGAGGCCCAGCUUUGCCUUCCUCUAUGUCUACAACAUUGCCAUCAGCAUGGGUUACGCUAACAGCUGCGUCAACCCAUACCUCUACAUCGUGCUGAGUGAGACCUUUAAGAGGCAGUUCAUUGUGGCCAUCCGGCCGAACAAUCGUGUCUUCCGCAUUUAACCCAACCCCUCUGAA
Molecule: messenger RNA, 1005 nt
Organism: Salvelinus namaycush (lake trout)
Lineage: Eukaryota; Metazoa; Chordata; Actinopteri; Salmoniformes; Salmonidae
Product: melanin-concentrating hormone receptor 1-like
Exons: 3
Biological process (GO): neuropeptide signaling pathway
Cellular component (GO): membrane; neuron projection
Molecular function (GO): melanin-concentrating hormone receptor activity; neuropeptide binding
Source: RefSeq, a predicted model, not a curated record